UAAGGGUUUACACUAUGAAGCUUUGCUGUGGGAAUUUGUUCAUUUAGCCAAAUAAAUUUUAGUGAGGUCAGGCUCUGAUUUUGGAUUCAUCUCAAAGGUGUUCAGUGGGGUUGAGUUCAGGGCUUUGUGCAGGUCACUCAACCAACCUUUGCACACACUUGCACACAGUCUUCAUGGAGCCCACCUUAUUCACAUGGUCAUUGUCCUGCAGGUUCAGGUUGCUUAGUUUCAGUUAAGGGAAAUUGUAAUGCUAUAAAACAUACAAAGACAUUUUGACAUAUGUUUUGGUGCUCCCAAUUCAAAUUUAUGACAUAUCUCUCAAUCAGCUCAGUAUAAAACAUGGAUGUAUUUUCACCAUUUGGUUUGCUAAAACACCUGUUGUGGUGAUCUCUGGAUACAGAGCCCUGAAAGAGACCAUGAUUGGUAUGGGUAAUGAGUUUAGUGGAAGGGCAAAUUACCCCCUCAUAAUGAAGACCACAAAUGGAUAUGGUGUUUUGGUCAGCAGUGGGGAAAGAUGGAAGCAGCUUCGGCGGUUUACUCUGUUAACCAUGAAGAACUUUGGAAUGGGUCGGCACACCAUCGAGGAUAAGGUGAUGGAGGAGGCCAGCUGUCUCGUACAAAGUUUUAGUAAAUUUGGAGACUGUGCUUUCAAUCCAGGAAUCAUGAUAAAUCGAGCAGUGUGCAAUGUAAUCUGUUCAAUCAUAUUUGGCCAGAGAUUUGAAUCUGAUGACCCACGGUUAAAUCUUAUGCUCGAAGCUGUGAAUGACUACUUCAAUGUUCUCAGUAGUCCACUUGGACAGGCUUAUAAUAUUUUCCCCAAAAUCGUGGGGCUUUUCCCUGGGCAUCUCCAUGACAUGUUGUCAAAAGUGGAAAAGGCCAAAGGUUUAUUUAAGCUUGAAGCAGAGGCACGGAUGAAGACACUGGAUCCUUCUUCACCCCCUAAAGAUUUUAUUGAGGCUUUCCUUUUACAAAUGGAAGAGGAGAAACAUAACCCUACCACAGAAUUUAAUUUAAAUAGCUUAUUGUGCACAACAUGGACCAUGUUUAGUGCUGGCACUGAGACCACAUCUUCUACCAUCAGACAAAGCCUGCUGCUAAUGAUAAAGCACCCAGAUAUUCAAGCACGAGUCCAGAGGGAGAUUGAUGAGGUAGUAGGACGAGACCGGAGCCCUUCCAUUGAUGACAGACAGAACAUGCCAUAUACAGAUGCAGUCAUUCAUGAAGUUCAGCGCACCUUAGAUAUUGCACCUACUGCUGUUCCACAUAAAAUGUUAUAUGACACUGAGUAUAGGAACUAUCUCAUUCCCAAGGAAACCAUGGUUGUUCCUUUGCUGUCUUCUGUGCUUUCUGACCCUGAGCUAUGGAAGAACCCUGACAAUUUUGACCCUGAGAACUUCCUGGAUGAAAAGGGACGAUUCAAAAAAAGUGAUGCAUUUGUUGUAUUUGGAAUGGGGAAGCGGGCCUGUUUAGGUGAAGCGCUGGCCCGAGUGGAACUGUUUAUUAUGUUCACCUCUCUCCUCCAGCACUUCACCUUCAGGGCCACUCAACCACUGGGAGAGAUUGACACCACUCCUGCCAAUUGUAGCUUUGGCCGUCUACCUCGUUUUUAUGAGUGCUACACUGUGCACAGAACAUAAACAGCUGUUUUUCUUGGAUGGUAUCUUGAUUCUUAUUUUUUGGUUCACAGUUGCAAGAAUAGAAAAAUAUUUAUAUUCUUUCACUGAGAACCAAGAAGAAAUUCAGCCAAAUGAACUAAAACUGUAAACUAGUCAUGAAUGCGCAUAUUAAGCCUUAACCAAUACAAUAAUGCCAUCUAGUGUUUAUUAUAACAAAAUAAAUAAUAAUAAAAUAAUAAAACAGAGCUCUGCAAAGGUUUUUCUGAAGGUCUUUUUUUGGUAGAGAUGAAUUACCUCUAGCACCAUUAAUAGUGUAAUUCAAAAGUGUAAGAAGUGAUGCUGGUAGGGUAUCAAAACCAAAUAUUGAUUUGAUUUACAUUUUUUUUCUGUUUGCUCACUUUGCAUUUUCUAAAUUAAUAAAAAAAUUAAAUAAAUAUUAUUAAAGUAUUCUAACUUUACAACAUUUCUUCAUGCCUGAAAAACCUUUGCAUAUCUAUUGUAUGAACAGAGGAUUGACAACACAAACCCAUCCUUUUAUUCUAUCAUGUUUGUGAAGACAUUUGUUCUGAUAUGAAGAGAAUCUCAUGCGAUAUUUGUCCUUAAGAUGUGUAACACUGUUGACUUUCUUCCCUUCACUUAUACAUAACAUUUCAUUUCAGUGUGUACUGUUUCAGCUAUAUACUGUAUUGAUGAAAUGACAAUAAAAGCUUCUUGACUUGA
Messenger RNA from Tachysurus fulvidraco (yellow catfish), 2336 nucleotides. Its product is annotated as cytochrome P450 2M1-like. The transcript is spliced from 8 exons. Gene Ontology annotation, biological process: xenobiotic metabolic process. Gene Ontology annotation, molecular function: oxidoreductase activity, acting on paired donors, with incorporation or reduction of molecular oxygen, reduced flavin or flavoprotein as one donor, and incorporation of one atom of oxygen; iron ion binding; heme binding. NCBI's taxonomy places the organism in Eukaryota, Metazoa, Chordata, Actinopteri, Siluriformes, Bagridae. Bases 417 to 1637 code for a protein of 406 amino acids. Gene Ontology annotation, cellular component: intracellular membrane-bounded organelle; cytoplasm. The record is from RefSeq and is a predicted model, not a curated record.